This is a messenger RNA of Syngnathus typhle (broad-nosed pipefish), 11786 nucleotides long. It is a transcript of the gene lama5, whose product is annotated as laminin, alpha 5. Gene Ontology annotation, molecular function: signaling receptor binding. The record is from RefSeq and is a predicted model, not a curated record. The coding region runs from base 218 to 11263 and encodes 3681 amino acids. Gene Ontology annotation, cellular component: basement membrane. The transcript has 78 exons. NCBI's taxonomy places the organism in Eukaryota, Metazoa, Chordata, Actinopteri, Syngnathiformes, Syngnathidae. Gene Ontology annotation, biological process: regulation of cell migration; axon guidance; cell adhesion.
CGUGCUCGCGACCCUUAUUAGUCACGGACGGAGCAAGCGCACAUUCACAUCUGCCGCUUAGUAACGCGCAGGAGCACGCUGGCGGCUUAGACGCGACUACAUUUUCAGCUUUUCCCUCGCUCGACCCACUGACUUUCCUAUACAAACAAGUUGAGCGCUUCGCUUAGCUCACAACUUUUUUUUUUUUCUUUUUUUUUUACCACAGGUGGUGUCGGCGAUGGCGCCUCUUACGCGCCUUGCUUUACUGCCGUUAGUUUCGGCCUUGGUGCUAGUGGUCUCGCUUCCGGUGUCCACACAAGAGGCCGCAAGUGAGGGUGGCAUAAAUGGCUUCAGCCUGCACCCGCCGUACUUCAACCUGGCGGAGGGCACCAAAAUCACUGCCACUGCCACCUGCGGGGAAGACGAGGCUGGAAAGAGCGUGCCCGACCUCUACUGCAAGCUGGUCGGUGGACCGGUGUCGGGAGACCCUGGACAGACCAUCCAGGGCCAGUACUGUGACAUUUGUCGCUAUGGCGACAGCGACCGUGCCCACCCCAUCACAAACGCCAUUGACGGCACAGAGCGAUGGUGGCAGAGCCCGCCACUGUCGCGCAGUACUAAGUUCAACGAAGUCAAUGUCACACUGGACCUUGGACAGCUCUUCCAUGUGGCCUAUGUGCUCAUCAAGUUCGCCAAUUCUCCACGUCCAGAUCUGUGGGUUCUAGAAAGGUCGGUGGACUUCGGGCAGACGUACCAGCCAUGGCAGUACUUCUCCUCCACCAAGCGAGACUGCAUUGAGCGCUUCGGACAGCAAACCAUCGAAAGGAUCUACAACGACAACGACAUAAUUUGCAGCACCGAAUAUUCCCGAAUCGUUCCUUUGGAAAAUGGAGAGAUUGUAGUGUCACUGGUGAACGGGCGUCCGGGAGCGAAGAACUUCUCUUACUCCCCUGUGCUCCGUGAUUUCACCAAAGCUACGAACAUCCGCCUGCGUUUCCUGCGCACCAAUACGCUCCUCGGCCAUUUGAUGGGGAAAGCCUUGCGAGAUCCAACUGUCACACGCCGGUAUUACUACAGUAUCAAAGACAUCAGCAUCGGUGGACGCUGUGUGUGUAACGGACACGCUGAAGCAUGCAGUGCUCAGGACCUCAACGAUCCUUACAAGCUGCAGUGCGACUGUCAGCACAACACAUGUGGUGCAUCAUGUGACCAGUGUUGCCCUGGAUACCAUCAGAUGCCGUGGAAACCAGCCACCACUUUCAGUGCCAACGAGUGUGAACCAUGCAACUGUCACCGCCAUUCAUUUGAUUGCUUCUACGACACUGACGUGGAUCAGCGGCACGGGAGCCUCGACAUCCGAGGAGAGUACAGAGGGGGCGGAGUCUGCCUCAACUGUCAGCAUCACACCACUGGGGUCAACUGUGAGCGCUGUAUCCUUGGCUACUACAAAGCGCCGGACACAACCAUUGACUCACCACGAGCUUGCGCACCCUGUGACUGUGAGUCAUUGUUCAUGGAUGGGACGUGUGAGGACAUGACAGGACGUUGCUUCUGCAAAGAAAACUACGCUGGCGACAACUGCGAACAAUGUGCUGACGGCUUUGUCAACUUCCCAGAUUGUUACCCUUUCCCCACCUACCCUAGUAACAACAACGGUGAGGCCAAACCAGCCGGAGAGAUCAUUAACUGUGAGUGUAAUGCGGCCGGCACUAUUGACAACUCAUGCAGACCCGAUCCACAAAGCAGAAUAUGCUUGUGCAAACCUGGCUUCACUGGCGACCACUGUGACAUGUGUGCACCAGGCUUCCAUGGACUCAACUGCCAAGCCUGUCAGUGUUCAGGUCCGGGUUGCCUGGAUGGUUCCUGUGACAUACUAACGGGUGACGGUGUCUGUCGCAGUGGUUUCCAUGGUUACCAUUGUGACCAGUGUGCAUCAGGCUACUUCAUCUACCCGCUCUGUCAGUUGUGUGGUUGCAGUUCUGUGGGCUCUUUGCCUGAAAUCUGCGACCAAUUUGGUCGCUGUCUGUGCAAAGCAGAAUUUGAGGGUCCUCGGUGUGAACGGUGCCGAUCUGGAUUCUACUCUUACCCCAAUUGUCAAGUGUGCAUGUGCGACCCUCGCACGUCAUACAAUACCAGCUGCACGGCGUCGGGUCAGUGCCACUGCCGACCUAACUUCAGCGGCGCCUCAUGUGACCAAUGUGCGCCCGGUUACUAUGGCUACCCCUGGUGCACACCAUGCCUGUGUUCCACAGAAGGUUCUCGCUAUAGCAGCUGUGAUGAGGUGACUGGUCAGUGUGCUUGUCUGCACAAUGUUCAUGGCCAGCGCUGUGACAGCUGUGCUCACGACACCUAUGGCUUCCCAAACUGUCAAGCUGGCACAUGUCAUCCUGCAGGUUCCAUUGCAGGUUCCGUUGAUGUUGUUUCUUCUCCUGUGGGCUAUUGCGCAUGUCGUGAUGGCGUUGAGGGCAUGGCAUGUGACCGCUGUAAACCUCUGUAUUGGAACUUGUCCCCCAACAUUUUUGAUGGAUGCAAUAAGUGUGAGUGUAACAUCGCUGGAACGCUGAGCGGUGUUGCAGUCUGUGCACAGGACAGUGGUCAGUGUCACUGCAAGCCAAAUUCUUGCAGUAGCACCUGCAGCACCUGCAAAGAUGGCUUCUACAACCUGCAGGAGCACCAGUACUUUGGCUGCCAAGGGUGCCAGUGUGAUAUCGGUGGCUCUGAGGGUCAAGCCUGUGAUGAGCAGAGCGGUCGCUGUCACUGUAGACCGAAUGUGCAGGGACUCAAGUGCAACUUAGCUGCUGUGGAUUAUUAUUUUCUUGACCUUCACCACCUCAAGUUUGAGGCGGAAGAAGGCACCAUGUUGGAUGGCCGGUCGGUGCGCUUCGGCUACGACCCUGUGGAAUUCCCUGGCUUCAGCUGGAGGGGUUAUGCUCAAAUGUCUCCCAUCCAGUCAAAGGUGCUGGUGCCGGUGUGGGUGGGUUCUCCAGACCUCUUCCGCAUGGUGCUGCGCUACACCAACAUGGAAGGCGUAGACAUCCGGGGUCGAGUGUCUGUGCUGGAGGACGAUGGGAAAAUCUUCUGCACCAACUGUUCUGAGCAGUCCAAGCAGAUUGUCUUCGCUCCCACCACGGGCCCAAGCUUUGUCAACAUUCCCCAGAACAACUUUGUGGAACCAUUUGUUCUCAACCCUGGAGCUUGGACAGUGUUCAUAGAGGCUGAAGGAGUUCUCCUUGAUUUUUUGGUCCUUCUGCCAAGCUCCUACUACGAGGCUCCCAUCCUGCAAAUGCAUAUUACAGACCCAUGCAUGUUCAGCUCUCCACUGGAUGCUAGCCACAACAGCUGCUUACAAUACACGUACUUGUCUCUGGACGCCUUCCCUUCUGUGUCUGGCAAUGACGCCAUUUGUCGCUAUGACAACCACCUGCCACGCCCCUGCCCCACCGAAAGGCUUACUCUUCGCCAUCCGAACAUGGCUGUCUGCAGUGGCUACGAUAUCAGAGUGGAGAUGAAAGCAAAUGUGAAGCCUGGGGACGUCUAUCUACUGGUGGUGGAGUAUGCCAACGUGGAGGAGUCGCCACAAACGCUCGCUGUCACCUUCAACUUGCCAGGAGCCCAAAGACAACAACACAGUGUUACUCUGAUACGCUGCACUUACAGCUUUCUGUGUCGAGUGGUUGCCGUUGAUGAACACAAGCGAGUGGCACGCUUCUCUCUGCCAGGUGACGCAGAGCUCCAGUUGUCUGCCGAGAACGCAAGCUUUUUUUUGCACAAAAUCCAUCUGGUUCCUCAAGAUCACUUCUCCAUGGAGUAUGUGGAUCCUAAAGUCCUUUGCAUUAGCACUCAUGGACACUUCUCCCAGGACAGCUUCUCUUGCGUCCCCUCGCGCUUUCGCAUGCCAUCCAACUCACUGGUGUUGAAGGAGGGUCAAAGCUCCAACAUGCCAGAGCCCAUCUUGGCCUCCCACACAACCGCUCCACCUCUGCCCAGUUCCCAGAGAGAGCCAUCAGCCCGGGCAGCAGCAGAGCUACCCCCUCAGGCAGCGGACGAUCGUGACCACGUCAGACUUCACUCGCAACAGAAUGCAGCAGUGUACUCUACUCAUGUUCACGCAUUGGGACGGUAUGUCUUCAUCCUCCAUUAUCACCAACCUCUGCACCCAACUUACUCCAUCCAGGUCUACAUCAGCGGUGGGCGAAUCUGGAAAGGCCAUGCCAAUGCCUCCUUCUGUCCGCACGCAUAUGGCUGUCGAACCGUCCUGGUGUCGGAAAACCAGAUCAUCCUUGAUGUCAGUGAACACAAGCUGUUCCUCACUGUGCAGAUUCCUGCAGAUAAAACACUGUGGUUGGACUACGUGCUAGUGGUGCCUGAGUCUAGCUACAGCUCCAGCUACUUGAAUGAGGAGCCUCUGGACAAAUCCUAUGACUUCAUUAGCAACUGCGGCCUGAACAGCUUCUUCAUCAAUCCAUCCAUUGCAUCACCCUUCUGCCUCCGCGCAGCCACGUCACUGUCAGCCUUUGUUAACAACGGCGCAGUGCCGUGCGCGUGUCAUGAGGUUGGUGCAGAGAGUGAUUCCUGUGAAUCGUUUGGUGGUCAGUGCCGCUGCAAGCCAAAUGUGAUUGGUCGAGACUGCUCCAUGUGUGCCACGGGAUACUGGGGUUUCCCCAACUGCAGGCAGUGUAACUGUGGCACCAGGCUGUGUGAGCCAGUGUCAGGCGAAUGCAUCUGCCCACCGCGGACCCUGCUGCCUGAGUGCACUCAGUGCGAGCCACAGACAUUUGGCUGCCACCCAGUGGUUGGCUGUGAAGUGUGCAAUUGCUCCCGGUCCGGAAUUGUGGCACCUGACGCCAGCUGCGACAAGCUCAGUGGACAGUGCAGAUGCAAGAACAACGUGGUGGGUCGCCAGUGUGACCGCUGUGCAUCAGGUUUCCAUGGUUAUCCAAAUUGCCAACCAUGUGACUGCAAUGAAGCAGGAACUGAGGAAGAAGUGUGCAACUCUUUCACUGGACAAUGUCUGUGCAAGGAGAACGUCCAGGGUUCUCACUGUGAUCAAUGCAGAGUUGGUACAUUCCACUUGGACCCAACCAACCCCAAAGGUUGCACCAGCUGCUUCUGCUUCCGUGCGACGGAACGCUGCAGGAGUUCAGACAAACGAUACAGCGAGAUCAUGAACAUGGAAGGUUGGCUCCUUCUCAGUGCUGACAAACAGGAAGUGCCAGUCAACAUGUAUCCGGAUCAGGACUUGGUGGAGGCUGACCUUAGCGACAUUCCUGAUGUGUACCAGGACCUUCAUUGGUAUGCGCCCAAGACCUACCUGGGAGACAAGCUGUCAUCUUACGGAGGUUACCUGAGAUAUCGUCUUCACACGCAGAGUAUGAGAGGAGACGUCUGGUCUCCUUCUGUAGAACCGCCACAACCUGAUAUCAUCCUAAAGGGCAACCAGAUGACAUUGGUAUUUUUGGAGCGUGAAUAUUCUUCUCCUGCAGAGCCGCAUUUGGGAAUUGUGCACAUGGUUGAGGGAAGUUUUCGACAUGCUCAGACUGGCAACAUUGUCUCCAGAGAAGAGCUAAUGAUGGUUCUGUUGGCUUUGGAGUCUCUGCAGAUCAGAGCCCUUAAUUCCCAGUCAGCCCACUCGGUGUCGCUCCGCGACGCUGUGCUUGAGGGUGCUGAGAGCUUACCAGCUGGUCGCCAUGCCAACAAUGUGGAGCUCUGCAUGUGUCCUGCCAACUAUCUGGGAGACUCUUGUCAGGAAUGUGCUCCAGGUUUCUACAGGGAUGCCAUAGGACUCUUCCUGGGAAAAUGUGUGCCAUGCAACUGUCAUGGACAUUCGGACAAGUGUUUGGACGGAUCAGGAAUCUGCAUGAACUGUCAACACAACACUGCUGGUGACCAUUGUGAGAAAUGUCAGGGUGGUUUUGUCAGCAAUAAUGUUGAUGGGCAGCUGCUGUCGUGUUCCAGUUGUCCAUGUCCACUCAUAGAACCAUCCAACAAUUUCGCCCUUGGUUGCGUAGAGAAAAACGAGCACAUGCAUUGCUUGUGCAUGCCCGGUUACGCCGGACCGCACUGUGAAAGGUGUGCCCCCGGAUACUAUGGUAACCCUAUGGUGCUAGGCAGCACAUGCCAACCAUGCAAUUGCAACGGCAAUACAGACCCCAACACGCUGUUCAUUGACUGCCACCCACUGACGGGCGAGUGUCUGGGCUGCAUGCACAACACAACAGGGCCUCGCUGCAACGAGUGUGCUGUUGGUUACUACGGUGAUGCCAUCGCUGCCAAAAACUGCACCCAAUGCAUUUGUUCACCAUGUGGUACCGAUUCAUGCAACCCGCAUACUGGGCAAUGUCGCUGCAAACCCGGAGUGAUUGGACCUUACUGCGACCGCUGUCAGGACGGCUCGUUCGGCUUUGAGUCAUGCGGCGGGUGUCGACCGUGUGACUGUGGCGCUUCGGCAGCACUGGUGCAGCCUUGUGACCCCCAGAGUGGUCAGUGCAAUUGCCAUCCUGGAGUCAACGGACCCAACUGUCGUCAGUGUGCUCCUGGAUUCUGGGACUAUGGAGUUGAUGGAUGCAAGCAAUGCGACUGCAGGGGCGGUCUGUGCAACCCGCGAACCGGAGAGUGCCACUGUCGGGAUGGUAUGACAGGAAAACAGUGUGAAAUCUGUUCACAAGAACACAACGUACCCGUUGCGCACGAUCAUGACCUGCACUGCGAAGCAUGUGACAGCUGCGUCAUCGUCCUGCUGGAUGAUCUGCAUCAGAUCAACUUUGACUCGCUCGCUGCACAGCUGCACAACCUCAACGCCAGCACCAUGGCCUCGACGCAGUUGCAUAAGCUCAACACAUCUGUUGACGAUGUUGCUCAUGCCAUUGAGAAGUACAACAGCUCGUUGGAUGGCAGCCGUCAUCGCGCCAUUGUACUGGAUGCCGAGAUUGUAAACAUCAGCGCAGACAUGGACAUGCUGGAGGAUAAGACUGCAGCAAAAGCCGAUCGACUCAGCGAGCUGACAAAUAGCACCUUUGACACUCACCAAAGAGCGCACAAUCUGUUGGCCUUCAUCAACAUGGUGACCACGGAUUUAAAUGACAUCAUAGAAAUGGCAAAUUGGUCGCUAAACAAGACGGAAAUAGAUCAGGACAAAGGCGAGCAGGAGCAGAAGAUAGAGGAGGUGGAGGUCAUUUUGGACAAGAUGAGUAGCAGAAGCUGCACUGGACAGAAGAAAAUGGCCGAUCAGGAGAAGAUGGAGGCGGAAAAGCUGUUGGAGCAUGUAGACAAGAACUUGGCACGUCGUCAGGAGUACAACGUGAAUGCGGGUGAAACUGCCAAAAAGUUCCUCUCGCACUUCCACGAUGACAUGAUGGCACUGCGGGACGCCCUGAAUGAGGCGAUCAACAAGACAGCCCAAGCGGUUGAGGUCAACAACAGCAACCAGGAAAUGCUUGAGGACAGCAGGAGGCAAGUGGACGAGCUGAUGUCCAAACGCAAGGAGGUAGACGAGCAGCUGCACAUAACAGAAGACCGUGUGGCUCAAGUCAACGAGCUGCUCUCCAUGCUACAUAACUCCAAAGAGGAUUAUGAGCGUUUGUCAGCACAGCUCGACGGUGCCAGGACACCAUUGUCCAAGAAGGUGCAGGGCUUCAUUUGGGCCAAUUCAAAGAUACUGGUGGAGGAAUCUGAGCGCCAUGCUAAUAUGUUCCACGCUUUGGCUGCAAACCUGUCCAAGUUUGUGGAGAAAACAAAGAGCGAGGGUUUGGUUGACAUGACCAAGGCCUACAACAAUAUAAUUAAUGGCAUCAAAGUGGCCGAGAGGACGGCGGAGGAGGCAGAUGAAGCCGCAAGCAAGACACUUGAGAACAUCGGGAAGCAGAACUUCAGCCAAAUGGCUGACUCGCUGUGGAACAGCAGUGUGUCACUAAAGGAGGAAGUCGAAAAACUCAAUGAGGAACUCAACAAUGAGGUAAAAGCUCAGCUGGAAGAUGGCCACAAGCAACUUAACAAUGUCAAAGCAAAGCAAAAUCAAGUGGCCAUGGACUUCAUGACGAUCAAGAACAACCUGAACUUCUCUUUCUACAUCCCUCAGGACAUUUACAUUGCCAAGCUAGCAAUUCAUCAGGCCAAUGCAUCUGCCUCACAUGUCAAAGAUAUCCUGCGUCCAUUCAGAGAGCAGCUGGACCAAUGGAAGCAGACAUACAGUGAUGCCAACACCACCACCAAGGAUGUCAAUGAGGCACUGUUGGAGGCCAACAAGACGGUGAGCAUGCUGGGCGACACUGUCCCGCUCCUCUUGAACAAGCUGGACAAGCUGCACAACCUCUCCGUGCAGAUGCCAAACAUCUCAGAGAGCAUCAACCGCAUUCGGCAACUCAUCCAGCAGGCGCGUAACGCUGCUAGCAAGGUGAGCGUUCCUGUGAAGUUCAAUGGCACAUCAGGCAUUCAAGUGCGCACUCCGCCCAACCUGGCAGACCUAGCAUCCUAUACCACCCUCAAAUUUUACAUCACAUUGCCCGAGGCUGUGCGCUCCCGCCGUCAGGAAGAUGGCGCCAAGCAGUUUGUCUUCUACCUUGGCAAUAGAGAUUCCUCUAAGGACUUCCUGGGAAUGACGCUGGAAGGGAGGAAGCUGCACUGGUACUUUAACAUCGGUGGUGAAACGGCACAAGUGUUGAUGUCUGAAGAUGUCCAGUCCAACGGAAACUUUAAUAGUGUGGUCCUGGAGAGGAUCCUGCAGUAUGGUCAGAUGUCCAUGUCUUCGGAGGCUUCUGAAGGCGACCAGAGGGUCACCAAAGCCUAUGUGGAGGCGGGAGGAGAUCAAGGGCUUCUCAGCCUUUUGACCAAUAACACUGUCUUCUAUGUGGGGAGGUACCCCAGCACUUUUAAACCCCCUGACCCGUUAGCCUUGCCGGGUUUCAAGGGCUGCAUGGAGUUGGACACGCUCAAUGAAGAAGUACUCAGCUUGUACAACUUUGAGCAAAUCUUCCAUCUGAACACCACACAAGAGAAGCCAUGCGGCAGGUCCAAGUCAGCGCUAACACAGGCCUGGGUGAACGACGCCGCUUAUUUUGACGGCACCGGCUUUGCCGAAAUCACCUUCAGCGAUGAGUCGGCACGCAUGCAACGCUUCGAGCAGGAAGUCAAGUUGGUCUCCCACAGAGGGAUUUUGUUGCUGCUUCAAAACAGAGACCAGUUCUUGUGUCUGGCCGUGGUCCAAAGCCACCUGAAGGCUUUCUUCAAGUUUGGUGGUGAGAUGGAGGAAUUUCACCCCAAAGAUCCCACCUCCCCACUCCUUAGGGUCAGCGAUGCGAAUCCCAAAGUAUUGGAGAUCAUCAUCCUGCGAUCUCCUCCGUAUCGAGUGGUGGUGAGGAGCAACCGCAUCCAACUCUUCACGCAAUUGUUUUCUGAGAACAUCCCAGCCUUUGGACGCACAUACUUUCUGGGAGGAGUCCCUGAACACAACUUGCCUGACAGGUUGCGGCCCUUAUUUCCUAACCAGGGCUCUCUAAAGGGAUGUUUCCGGAACGUCAAAGCUCAGAAUUCCCAUAUUGACCUGAAAAGGAUGACAAGCUCCGGAGUCAGUUUUGGAUGUGACAGUGACCUGCUGGUGGCUCGUGAGGCUCACUUCUCGGGUCAGAGCUACCUGGACAUGGAGCUGAGCAAUGUUCCUGGAUUUAGGAGCAAUUUCUAUGCCAGUUUCAGCUUUAGGACUGAGCACAAGGACGGACUCAUGUUUUUCCAUCACAACAAGGAUGGCAUUUGUCAGGUGUUUCUGCAUGAAGGUCACGUGGUGGUGAGAGCAGGCAACACCGAAGUGAAGACACAGAAGACAUACAACGAUAACAACAGUCAUUACGUGGCUAUCUACAACAAAAUCAACGGUGUGCGUGUUUACAUGAAUGAUGUGCUGGAGAAGUCCAAGGAGACUGUCUGGCUGGACACCAGGAGAAGUGGCUUGGUGGCUAGCUUGGAGGGCCGCACCUUCUUGGGGGGCAUGCCCGAUCAGAGUUUAAGCAACCUGACGGGAUGCAUGAGCAAUGUUUUCAUCAGGAGGGAGACUAGUCCUCAGAUGGUGGUGAAUCUGCUGAAGGUCAGAGAUAACAUCAAUGUUCCGCUUGACUGUCCCGCUGCCGCAAAGCCUCAGCAGAUUCUGUCCGUGCCAGCCAAACACAACAGCAAGUCUAAGGGGAAAAACAAGAAGUUGUCCAGGUCACGCAGUCGCAACACCAGGGAGUCAUGCCAAGGGGUGCUGUUGGACCAGGAAGUGGGAGCUCUGCAAUUUAGUGGGUCAAUGCUAAGCUACCAACGCUUCGACACUGUUCCUGCUUCCCUGAGCUCCAAGCCUCACAUCUCCAUAGCUGUGAGGAUCAAUUCAUCGGAAGGUUUGAUCCUCUACGCGUCAGAUGGCAUCCUGUCUUUGGCUGUGUCGGAGGGUCAUUUGCUGUUGUCACUGGGAAAGAAGAGGAAGGUUAGCCUGCGCAGCCGCACCAGGAUGGACGACAAAUACUGGCACACGGUAUUCAUUAAGCGUGACAAGGACAAGAUCAAUAUGAUUGUGGAUGGCGUUGGCGCUCAGUCCAGGAAGAUUCCUGCAGGAGACCGCACACGCAUCAGUGCACCGUUGUAUGUGGGAGGAGUUCCGCCGCAAUCUCCAACGUCUACUGCCUUGCCUGGCUUCGUUGGCUGCGUUCGUCAGCUGAUCAUGAAUGAGAGCCCUGUGGGAGUCCCCGCCCACAGCCAGGGUGUGGUACCCUGUUUCCAGAAGCCUCUGCAGCCCGGUGCCUUCUUCACCGGCAAGGGAGGACAUGUGGUCGUCGAUGAGCUGCUAGCUCUGGGUGGCGACCUGGAGAUCCGACUGGAAGUCCGUCCGUUGUCCGAUUCUGGGUUGCUGUUGCAUGCUGGGAGGACAUCAGGCCAGCAUUUGAUCUUGACACUGCGCAGAGGAGAGGUGCUGCUGUCCAUGAACAGCGGUAAAGGUGAUGCCUUGUUGUUGUUGGUCCCAGAAGAGGCACUCUGCAAUGGACGUUGGCACACCAUCGCAGUGGUAAAGAAGAAGAACGUCCUGAAACUCCAUGUAGAUGCAGAGAGUCAGAGUGGCGCCGGACCCAAAUAUGGCCGCUCAGCAGGGGUCAGAGAAGUAGUAUACCUCGGAGGCGUUCCCGAUGGCAUCACCGCAUCACCAGGCCUCCCCGCUUUCCACGGCUGCAUCCAUCAUGUGAUAAUCAACGGUCGCCCCACUCCUUUCAACAAGGUUCUGUCAGUUGGCGGUGCUGUGGGGACACACGGCUGCCCUAUUGAUUAGCACCAACACACGUGUAUGUGUGUGUGUCUGUAUACAGUCUUAGCUUCACAUUCCAUGGGUGCAAAUUAAUGAUGGUGGGUGGCAUUUGAUUAGUUUAUUUAUAUCUAUAUUAAUGCACGUAUAUCCGAUAUCCACACGGUGCUCCGGUUUGUGCGUGCACUUGUAUGUACACUGCAAUCACCUCCACCUGCACACUAAAAUUCCCUCAAGUGUAUGACAUUAUUGCAGCAUAUCAUUGCAAUCCACAAAUACCUCAUGCAUAUUUGGCCUUCUGGCAGUGAAGUGCUGUCUUUGUCUGAUUACAUCCCAACAUGUACUUUUGGCUGGAAGGGGGGCACGAUCACAUGAUGUGAGCAUGUGCACCGCGUUAAUGUUUCAUGUAUUCACUUUUGUUUCUUGUUAUGCUAUGCUAAUCACAUUCACCUUAGGUUUUUCAUGUACUUUGAAAUUAAACUUGUAAACACAAUAAUGUUUUCUUUAUUUCUUUACAAUUAAUAAAUAUGAAACCUGUUUGAGAAAAUUA